GAGAGAGAGAGAGGAAUUAGCAAAAGUAGAAAGAAAAUGGGAUGCUGCUUCAGCGCCGGAAAAGUCACAGCUCCACCAGUCGCCGCCGCUCAAAUUCCUCCACCCCUCGAAGAAGAAUCCGUCAAAGAAGUCGUUGUUCAAUCAGUCUCUGUCUCCGUCCCCAUACCCAUCUCCGUCCCUGUCCCAGUCCCCGACCUCGUUCCUUCCGCACCAACAGUCUCAGAUUCAGAAGCUCAAGUUCCUCUUCCUCUCUCACCUCCAGCUCCGGAGAUCUCUCACAGCAAGUCCGACAUUUGCAGCGUCUCUGUCUCUCACAGCUACUCCACUGCCACAACUGCUACCGCUGCGUCCAUCCUCGAAGACGAUGCUCUCAGCAAACCUCACCGUCCUCCUCCUCCUUCUUCUUCCACCUCUCGCCGUAACAGGCCUGACAGAGUCCUCAGAUCUCCGGCAGAACGACAUUCUCCUCAGGGGAAGCAGCUCCGUCCUAGGUUAGUCCGAGAGAGACAGUCUCGUCAACCAAACCCUACUCACAACCGGCGAAAUGUGGAUUCGGGUCCACUCCCACGGAGCGGGUUAUCGGAUAAUCCGAGGCGUCGCUCACAGUCUCCAGCCACUCGUGCCCCGAGUUCUGCAAGAAGAAGCCCCAUGAAGAAACGAGUAGGAGCUCCGGAGAAAGACGGAGCAACAGAGGUGAAGAAGAAGGAAGAAGAAACGGAGAAAGUAACUGCUGAGGUAAAGAAGGAAGAAGAUGUAACAGCUGUGAGAGACCCUGAAGUGUCCAUGGAAUGCUUCAUCUUUCUCUGAUGAUCUCUUCUCCUUUCAUCAUUAUUAACUCUGAUGUGAUUGAUUGUUUUUUUUCUUUCCCUUUUUUUGAUUUGUAAAUUGCGGAAUGUAUAAUUAUUAACCAAAUCUUAUGCGG
Arabidopsis thaliana (thale cress) is the source of this 922-nucleotide messenger RNA. RefSeq lists its product as uncharacterized. NCBI's taxonomy places the organism in Eukaryota, Viridiplantae, Streptophyta, Magnoliopsida, Brassicales, Brassicaceae. Bases 37 to 807 code for a protein of 256 amino acids. The transcript has a single exon. The record is from RefSeq and is marked reviewed.